CAUUGGAAUUUGUACUUUCACUGUAUUUCAGGUUUUGGGAGCUAUUACUUUAAUAGAACAUAUUAUCUCUCAGUCACCUAUUCUAAUACUUUAUCAUCAACAUGAUCAUCAUUAUUCAUUAAUGGCAUGCUUUAAGCUACGUUCACAUCAAGCCCGGAUUCCGGUCCGGAGUCCGGAGAAAAAAUCGUGAGAAAUGGCUUCAGUGGUAAAGAAUAGAAGCGUUCACAUCAGAACUGACCGGAUCCGGUACAGAUUUGCUCAGGAGUUCGGAUUCGGAGGAAUGGCUUUGAAAGCCAUCGGAAAAAAAAAAUCGUACGUUUUUUUUAUUCUGACCAAUCAGCAGCAAGCGCCAUUUGACCUCUUGAAAACUUGAUAGCCAAACUUUUUACGCUUGUUGUGGAUGAGCGGAUCGAUCGGCACGAGAAAUGGAACAAGACAAUAAAAUGGAAAACCUAAUUAUCGAGGUGGAGAACAAUCCACUUUUAUAUAAUUUGGCUGAUAAAAGCUACAAAGAUACCAGGAAGAAGUUAGAUGUGUGGGAAGAGAUAGCCCAGAAGGUUGGCAUAGAGUCAGGUGAAAUUGCCUCAAAAAAAUUUCACAACAUCAAAGAUGCCUAUGUGGCGUACUUAAGUAAAUUAAAAGUACGGAGUGGUCAAGGACUACAAGGCAAGAUUCGGAAGUACAAAUGGGCAGAUCAACUGCAGUUCUUAAAUGCCUUUGUGACUACAAGGAGCACUGGAAAUUUGCCAUCUACUGCAGAUGAUAAAUCUAGCACACUACUACUAAACACUAUUCUUGAAGGUGUUGUAAACACUGAAGAUGAUGAUAAUGAAAAUGAUGAAGCGGGUGCAUCAACGGCCAAUAUUGAGCUUGGUGGUAUGUCAUCACAAAUAAAAAGGAAGAAAGUUAAGAAUGAUGAAGUGAAUUCAGCCAUAAUUGACUAUCUUGCCUCCAAAUCUGUGUCUAGUAAUGAGAAGGAUGGAUUAUCAUGUUUCUUUGAGUCAACAUUAAAAACAGUUAGGGCUUUUCCAAAAAUCAAACAAAUUGAAAUUAAAAAAAUUAUCAGCAAUGCUGUUAUAAACAUUGAAGAGGAGCUAGCGCUCAGUGAGGAGUAAGGCAAUACAGGCCCUUGAUGUAUUGCAACACAGAUUAAUUUUGUAAACAGGAAAUCCUCCCUCCUCGAUGAUUUAAACAGCAAAAGCACUGAUAAUUUUUUAAUCACUAUAUUCAAUAGUCCAUUUUACUGUGCACAUUAAUAUUUUGAGUACAUUUAUAUACUUAAAUACAAUACAUAAAAUAGAUAAGGUGUUGUUAUGAAAUAAGUCAAGUUGUAUGCCAGGUCAAAUUGAGAUACUGUAUUCACAAAAUUAUACUGAACUGUUUCUUUUUAAUGAGAUUUUACCGGGUUUAAAAAUUUUAAUAAUUAAUUACACAAUAGCAAACAUUCUGUAAUUACUGUAUAGUAAUUACAUAGUACAUUUAUAUACUGAAAUACAAUACAUAAAAUAGAUAAGGUGUUGUUAUGAAAUAAGUCAAGUUGUAGGCCAGGUCAAAUUGAGAUACUGUAUUCACAAAAUUAUACUGAACUGUUUCUUUUUAAUGAGAAUUUACCGGGUUUAAAAAUUUUAAUAAUUAAUUACACAAUAGCAAACAUUCUGUAAUUAAUGUAUAGGCUUAUCUUGAAACUGGGAUUGAGGCAUAUUUUUAUGGCAGAUUUUUAAAAUGUACCUAAGGAAACAUGCAAGAAGAAACAUUUAUAUUUUUCGUACAACAAGGCAUUUUAUAACAACACACAUAGCUUUAUAAAAUGCAAUGACAGGUUUAACUGUUGUUUACUUGGCAUGGCCAAAACAUGCAGAGUUUUGCCAUGAUACUCUCCCAAUCUCAGAAUUGAACCAUCUUGAAAAUUUUUCUCUGACAUCAAUGGCAUCCCUUCCACUAUGAUAUCCUCUGUACUCCAAAUUGAGCAGACCAUUUUGCUCAGUAAUAGGUUCCUCCUCCAGAUCAGGAUUAAAUCCUGCAUUACUUGAGUUGGUUUUCCGGAUAAAGUUGUGUAGGACACAUGUGCAUAGUACAACCUUAUCGAUGUUUUCAGGUUUUAAUUCUAACUUUCGGUGGUACAUCCUGAAUUUGUUCGCUAGAAUGCCGAAAGCAUUUUCUGAUAUCCUCCUUGCUCGGCUGUGCCGGUAAUUGUACACACGAUGCUCCUUCAUCAAAUUCUUUCCUAAAAAAAUACAAAGUGAAAUUACUGUACAUCAGGAAAAAAAAAAGCUGUUACCCUGUUUUAUUCAACUUAAAAGUUAUUUUUAAAUCCAUAAAAUUUAUAAAACAUUUGCCUAAAACACAUUUUUAAAUAAACACGCCAUUAAAAUUUGGCUGACUUAUUUACCUACCUGGAAAUGGCCUCAUUAGGUUGUUUUUCAGAGGGAAUGCCUCAUCUCCUACAAUAACGUGGGGCACAAGUCCCAGAUCUGGCAUUCCUGGCAAUUCUUUUGGUGGUGGAAUCCCAAGUGAAUUUGACUCGAGGGCUAAUUUUAAAUUCAUUCUUGAAAAGAUUCCACCAUCACUACUCGAACCGUAGUUGCCAACAUCAACAAAAAUAAAAUUGUAGUUUGGGUCAACCACUGCCAUAAGUACAACUGAAUAGGUUCCCUUAUAGUUGUAAAAAAGGGAACCCGAGUUGUCUGGUGCUUUAAUCACCACAUGUUUUCCAUCAAUUGCACCCACACAAUUUGGAAAAUUCCAUCUUUCCUUGAAUGUAGAUGAAAUGUCGGCCCAUUCCUUUUUACUUCGUAGUGCCAUAUAAAGUGGCUGGAGCCUAAGCCAUAUUGCUUCAGCGACCUCAACAACAAUUGCACUAAUUGUAGAUUUUCCAACCCGAAAGUUGUAGUUCAGAGAUGCAUAACUGUCUC
Molecule: messenger RNA, 2912 nt
Organism: Anneissia japonica
Lineage: Eukaryota; Metazoa; Echinodermata; Crinoidea; Comatulida; Comatulidae
Exons: 4
Coding region: 426-1115 (229 amino acids)
Biological process (GO): regulation of transcription by RNA polymerase II
Cellular component (GO): nucleus; transcription regulator complex
Source: RefSeq, a predicted model, not a curated record